This is a messenger RNA of Pestalotiopsis fici W106-1, 702 nucleotides long. RefSeq lists its product as uncharacterized. The coding region runs from base 1 to 702 and encodes 233 amino acids. The transcript has 2 exons. Lineage: Eukaryota; Fungi; Ascomycota; Sordariomycetes; Amphisphaeriales; Sporocadaceae. The record is from RefSeq and is a predicted model, not a curated record.
AUGGCAACGACAUCAAGAUCACUACCUACUGGGCCCGGUUUACUAUUCAUUCAGGUCCAGAUCGAACCCGCAGCUUUCGACGACCACGUUCUUGGCAAUUGGUUCAAGGGAAGCAAUUUAUGGAGCCAAACAAAAGAAAGAUCAAAAUCUCAUUCAAGUAAUUGGGAAUGUGCUGACCUUUCCGACGGACCAAAGCACCUGUCGUUGUGGAGGGUUGAGAAUCUUGCUGAGGUUGCUGAGGAAGCGGGUGUACCAUCAAGCAGCAGCAAUGAUGCCAUGAAGGAGACCAAAUUUGAAAUGAGAUACUACUCGCUUGUUGAAGAGUUCGAAAAGGACAAGCACGACGAGAGCCAUGCUACCACGCACAUUAUUACAGCUGGUAUGGAGCCCGCGAAUCUUGAAGCUUCGACAGAUCUCGAUAAGUGGUAUUCGGAAGAACACAAUGAGCAAAUGUCGCUUGAACCAGGUUGGAUUCGCUCAAGACGCUACAAGCUGGCUGAUGACCCUGGCGAUGCCUUUGGUGGCCCGGAUCGGAGAAUUACUUGGAUGACUAUUCAUGAAUUUGGUCAGGGCAACAAGCUUGGUAACAAGGUGGAGGCUCUGGACCCUGUCACACCUUGGACGAGGAAGGUAAUGGGUGGAAUGAGUGUUAUCGAAGCAAACGUCUGGGCCAACACUCAGGAAUCCUCUACGGUGCAUUGA